UUUCACCCCAAAACCCUAGCAGCCGAACCGUAACCUCUCCGCGCUUCUCUCUAGCCAUCGAAAUCUGCAGCGGCAGCAGCCAUGACGUUCAAGCGCAGGAACGGAGGUCGUAACAAGCACGGCCGCGGCCAUGUGAAGUUCAUCCGCUGCUCCAACUGCGGCAAAUGCUGCCCUAAGGACAAGGCAAUCAAGAGGUUCCUUGUGAGGAACAUUGUCGAGCAAGCUGCAGUUAGGGAUGUUCAGGAGGCUUGCGUCUAUGACGGAUAUGUUCUCCCGAAGCUGUAUGUCAAGAUGCAAUACUGUGUUUCCUGUGCCAUUCACUCCCGUGUUGUGAGGGUGCGCUCCCGCACUGAGCGUAGGAAGCGUGACCCACCACAACGCUUCCAGAGGCGCAAGGAUGAAGCUAAGCCUGGUCAAGGUGGUCCAGGUGGUCCUGGAGCUCGCCCUGCUGGUCCGCCAGUUGCUGCUCGCACUUGAAAGAUGGAAAUCAUAUCCAUGAUUUUCUGUUUUAUGAAUUGCCUUAAUGUCAGGGAACUUGCGUAUGGAUUCAUGUGUAGGCUUUUUUUGUUGUCGACUUUAGCCAUGUUACGGUUCAACAUUAAGCCCUUGAAAGUUUGAUAAGUGGGGCUGCGGUUUGAGAUACUCAGUUUGGAUUCUAUGGAAUUGGAUCGUUGUUGUUGCUCUUUGAUUUUGCUAUGCCUGCCUACUCUAUCUGAAAACACCACAUCGCCUAGUCAUUAUAUAGUUCUUCAGGUGGUGUUUGCUCUUAGAACCAAGAACUAUUGUUAGUUCAUUGCAAGCUAACUAGGUUAUGAUGCUUUGCUGCUCUGAAAUGUUUGUCCUGACAACUUAGUUUUGCUCCUUGUCCAAGUAAUAUGGGAUUAAAUUCCUGUAGUUCCCUUAGCUAUGUUGUUUUUUCGUCUACGAUGUAAUAAUUUCCUACUGGGAAUGGCGUUGUCAGGUGAUUCUAUUUUUCUGGCUUUUAAAAUCAUUAAAAACUUAUAAGACACCCCGGAAUAAUCAGAAUUGCGAUAG
Molecule: messenger RNA, 1035 nt
Organism: Linum trigynum
Lineage: Eukaryota; Viridiplantae; Streptophyta; Magnoliopsida; Malpighiales; Linaceae
Source: the annotation of a GenBank genome assembly